AUGUAUCCCGGUGACGCGGUGGUGGGAAAUCAGCAGCGCGCUGCGGUCGCCGCGUACAGCAUGACCGGCCACGACGCGAGCGCGGUUCGGCGGACGAACGAUAUCCAGCUGGGGAAGACGAGUCUGUCGCGCAGCAAGAGCUCCGUUAUAAUGAAGUUCUCUCGUUUUGAGAACAACGGCGGAGUCGUGCCCUUCAGUAUAAAGGGCUUCGGUAUAGUCACGUGGGCGUACGCACCAGACGGCACCAGAGUCCUCGGAUCCCACGACAGCAACAAUGUAUCGCGCAUCUCCUUCCGAAUCUCCUUCCGAAUUCCCUUUCCUCCGCCCCUCCACCACCCCACGCCUCCCUGUUACCCCCCUCCCCACCCUCCUCCCCUUCCUGGCCCUCUCCUGGCAGUGUAUCGCGAAUCUCCUUCCGAAAUCCCUUCCAGCCUCCCUUUCCCUCCGCCCUUCCUACACCACCCCACGCCUCCCCCUCACCCCCCUCCUCCCCCUCUCGGCCAAGCAGUGAAUCACGCAUCUCCUUCCGAAUUCCUUUUCAGUCUCCCUUUCCCUCGCCCUUCCUACCCGUCCCCACGCCUCCCCAACCUCUUCCCUCCCACCGAGGGUCGGAACACGUUGGUUUCUCCUGCGACGUUGCUGCUCCCUGCUCCCCUCCUCACGCACCCGCUUUCCUCCUGCCCCCCACUUCCCCCCCAGAGAGGAUCAUCACAGACAGAUAUCUCCUGCGACGCUGCUGCUCCCCCGCCCGCUGCUGACCUCCCUGCAUUCCCCCUCCUCACCCUUUCCUCCCCACCCCCUCCCUAUCCUCCCCCACCUCUCCCCUCUCAGAGGCCCGGGCAUUAUGCUCACUACAUUCCCUUCCGCAUCCCACUUAAUUCUCCCUUUCCUCCGUCCCUCCUAUCCCACCCACGCCUUCCCCACUCCUCUCCCCCCCCCAGAGGAUCAUCACAGAUUGAUUUCUCGUGCGACGCCACUGCUCCCCCACCCGCCUCCCGCCCCACCUCCUCCUCGUCGCCCGGCCAGAACUGCAAGAAGUCAGCCCUGGCAGGAUACCAGUACCAGACCAACCUGCAGGGCAGCAGUCUGCUUUUGCACUGGAAGGAAGCAGCAGGGAAGCAAGUGGAAAUGGCAGUAGAGGCCAAACCCGGCAGCCCAGCGAAAGUCGGAUGGAUGUCCCUGGCUUGGAGCAACCCCAGCGGCCGAAUGGUGCCCUCCGAUGCAGUCAUCGGGAACCUUUACGGCGGGGAGAUUUACGCGUACAAGGUGCCGGGUUACUCAAGUGAUUCGCUGUCGCGAGACGGGUUUGAUAUCGGGAGUGGCGCGAGCACCAAGACGGAGGGGGGAUCGGUUAUUAUGAGGUUCACGCGCACGGAUAACACGGGAUGGUCGAAUAAAUUCAAGCUAUCGAAGAAGAACAGCCUCAUCUGGGCUUACUCGUCCUCGGGGUCCAAAACACUAGGGUCUCACGGACGCAACUAUGGCCGCCUCUCUGUUGAUUUCUCCUGCCGCACAGCACCUGCUAAGUCCCGCCCCGGCUUCUCGUGGCUGGGAGGAGGAGGAAGGGAUGGGGAUGAUGAUGAUGAUGAUGAUGAUGAUGAUGAUGAUGAUGAUGAUGAUGAUGAUGAUGAUGAUGAUGAUGAUGAUGAUGAUGAUGAUGAUGAUGAUGAUGAUGAUGAUGAUGAUGAUGAUGAUGAUGAUGAUGAUGAUGAUGAUGAUGAUGAUGAUGAUGAUGAUGAUGAUGAUGAUGAUGAUGAUGAGGAUGAUGAUGAGAUGGGGUGGGGAGGAGAAGAGGGGAGCAAUGGGGAUGGUGCUGACGAUUAG
Messenger RNA from Closterium sp. NIES-65, 1824 nucleotides. Lineage: Eukaryota; Viridiplantae; Streptophyta; Zygnematophyceae; Desmidiales; Closteriaceae. The record is from the annotation of a GenBank genome assembly.